AUGUAUAGGGGAGCUGUUGUUGGACGGAAUCUGAUCGAGAAGAUCGUCCAGGACGGCGAUUUCGACUGCGAAGAGUUCAAUCUUGACGAUCCUUUCGAUGAUCCCUCGCUGUGCACUACUGUUCGUACUUCCUCUCCCCUCAGUUUCAGUACGGGUUCAGGCUUUUCUGGACAUUUUGUGGCAAGAUGAGCAGGGCAACUCGGCCUUGAUGCUGGCAGCGACGGAAAAUCGCAUUCUUCACGUCAAAGGAAUUCUCACAAUGAGUAUCAACUCAGGAAAGCUCUGGCAGGUAAUUUAAUGAGAAGAAUAAAUCCUGAAAAAGUUUAUUCACAAAACGAUCUUUGAAGUUCUUUUGAGACUUCUCUGACGCUGAUCUUCGGUGCUUCACGUUUUUUUUUUCAAAACAGAUUAGUUUUAAAAAACUAAAAAUAAGAUCGCUGGAAUUAUGGGUAUAAUUACAGACUCAACCGUGUUCUGUGCUCUUGAAUUCAAACAAAAAAAUGGAAUUUUUUUGUCAAAAAAAGCUACGAUAAUUUUUUUAAUAUCUGAGUUCUAGAGCGUUUUUUCAAAAAAACUAACUUCGUUUCAUUUCGAAAAAAAGUAUCGAGAUGAAAUUUAAGAUAAAAAUAGGAGAAAAUAACAAAAAAAGUGCCUUUUUUUCCGGAGAUUUAUUUUUUUCAUAUUAAUCUACUUUUUUUAUUCAAUCACUUAGACAAUAUUUUUUUUUAAACAACUUGAACAAAAAACCGGCGUGUGUUUGGAAAGAAAAACUAUUUUAUAUUUGGGGAGGAAUAUCGUCACAGUUACUCGAAAAAUUCUAACUUGCUCUCGCUGAGGGGAUUAAUCCGGAUUCUCUUUAUCAGAAUUUUUCGGGUAAUUUGUAUCAUAAAUUUCGAUGCUUCUCCUGACAACAAUAUUGAAAGAUUUUUUGGCCGAAGAUUUGUUUCGCAGGUCUUGGACAUGCAGAACUGUGAAGGGCUGACGGCACUCCAACUGGCGGUCCGGGCCGGAAGCGAGACCUGCGCGAUGCUCAUCACACGUGUUGCCAGAGAAUACGCCAAAUACCGGGUGAGAAUGUCGUUCACUACGUCAUCCACCUUAUAUGGGCUCUUCGUCCCUGUUUCGCUGGCUUUUCUUGCAAAAAUCGCGGUUUCUUACCAGAUCUUCUUCUUUGUCUGGACUUUGUCUCUCGUCUUUCCGUUGUCUGGAACAUUGAUGCUUGGCUAUUUUUUGUUUUGAAAGUCAGAAAAGUGCAAAGUUGUAAACUUUCUUUUUAAUUAACUAAUUAAUUAAACGCAGCGGACAUCUUUCUGUUUAUCGCCUUCCUCGCUGGCCAAGCUGAGGCGUUCUGGAAAAUUUUUGCUCUGCUAAAAACCACUUUUAUUUUGAAGGCUGCAAAUAACUUUCUUUCUAGUUUUUCAUACUAACAAGGGAAGUUUCUGAGGUGAAAUUGCAGGUUUGGCCCAAUCUUCUGUGAUAGAAAGCCUUGGUAUGAGUAAUCCCAAAACAAAAAAUCUAUCUGUUAACCGUCAUAGGGUACUGACAGUCAGUAGAAAUAUUACGAAAAAGCAAUGUUUUCGAAAAUUGAUUUUCUUUGAUUUUUUUAUUUUUUAGAACAACUUCUGUAAUUUACUAAUUCAUAAGCAACACCAGAAGAAACGCUUUUCCUCAAAAAAACCCCCCAGAGAUAAUCAGUUUUCGAGCUGUUCCUCUUUUUCGACGGGCAAUUUCUCAACUAGAACGACUACAGAAGUUCGGACCAAUACUUUGAAUUUCCCCUCACGCACUUAUCUCGUGAGAGAAGCUCUUCUGGCUCAAAACAUUCUAGAGACAUAGUUUUUUGCUCAUCUCACCUGCGUAAUGUGAAAAAAGAAGUUGAGACUGUCAGGGGAAAUUACAUUAAAAAGGCAGAGACCAAAAUGUGAUCUGAGGAAAAUAAUUUGGCAUGCAAUUUUUCCGGAUUUUGCAGACCGGACUUGCACCUGGCGUCAUUAUUCCUGCUCGAAACUUGAUUACUGUGCCAAAAGAUAGUUGACUUUGAACUACCUUUCCUUUAUUUCAGCUUUUUCAUCUUUAGAAAUUCUUUUUUUUAACUUCAUAAUGAACCCAUGGAAAGUACAAGUUUAUGAAUCGUCAAUAUGCUCUCUAACUUCCUCUUCUAAAAAUUAUUCCACCUUUUUUCAAACAUAAAGUGCGUCUGAAAAAUUUUAUAAAAUUGACGCUUGUUCUCAUCUUGAAAUUGUUUUUGCCGAUUCCGGUGAGAUUUGAAGUUCUUCAAAGUGCAGCUGUUGCCCUCGGCAGGACAAUUUGCGUGGUCUAAUCAGCAGAUUUCCUUUUUUUAGAUUCUACUCACUCUUUUCCCUUUUGCAAACCCGUAUUUUCGUCGAAAAAACUGCUUGUGAAUUCCCAAAAACCUCUUCUGAACUUCAUUUCCUAGCUGGACUUGUGAAGAAUUCUCGACAUGCGGAAUCUCCGUCAUACUUAUUUUUCUCUUUCAUAAACAAGCUCAAGUCUUCCGUACUCUUUUCUAAUUAGUUCUUGUUGUCCCAGACGUUUAUCAUUGAUUAGAUUUCCGCAACUGCAUUUUUUCUCUUACUCAUUUAUUCAUUACAAAAAUAUCCAAGCUCGCGAUUCUCAUUCCCAAAACGUGAAAUAAUUACCUCGGAACUCAUUCACUGAACAAGGUCUAGACCGACCAUUCUUCGGCUCUUUUUUUAUCAUGGUUACCUAGGUUACAAGUCCCUCAUUAGAUAGGAAUUUGAACCUUUCGGUUUUUGUUAUUGACGAUGGCUUUCAAGUUCUCGGGACAUCUGCGAAGAAAAACCAUCGGAAUUUUCGGAAAGGGAUUCUCCAAUUUUCAAUUUUUUUUUUUUUCGAAGGUCCAAUAGUUCAGUUUCUAAAAAAAGAGAAUUUUGCGAAAAACACGCGGCGAUGAAGAUUUGCGUCACGGUUGAUUGUCAGUUUGAUCAUAGAAAUAACUGCUUAUUAGAUAUUUCUUCUCAAAAUACUUCUCAGCAAAGAGUAAAACUUUCUUUUUCAGAUUUGCUAUCGCCUAAAAAAAGUUAGGAUCAUUUUUCAAAGAAAUCUCAAAAAUUUUUUUCUAAACUAACUUUUUUUAACAAAAUUUUUCAAUUCUCUAUUUUUUUGUCAUGGCAUUUUACUAUGUUCACACCAACCUCAAAAAAACCACUCAACUAAUAAGAAUUCUCACGAAAAAGAAAGUCGUAGGAAAAAAACCUGCUCUAUAAAAAAAUUAAAAUUAAUGUAUGCCCUUUUUUUGGAAAAACUCUGAAGACAAGCCUUUUUGAGUUAAAGGAGAGAUACUAGAACUCAAGAACACAUUUUUCGAAACUUCAGCUUAAAUAAUUAUGAAACCGUUUUUAAUGAAAAAAACUCUUUACUUGUAAAACUUUCAAUUUUUCUCGGACGGUACUCUCCGAGAUCGUUUUUCUAGAUAACUUGCAAGAAAAAAUAGAGAUUUGAAGCGUCGGUUUAAAAAAAGAAAAUUCAAAACCUUCAUCUAAAGUCUGAAAAAAUAUUAUCGUACCAACUUUCUAAGAACCUCAUUGCUUCUAGUGAAGUGUCUUGUCAAAAAGUUAUGAUUUUAAAAAAAAUUAAAUUAAGUUUCUGUAGACUUUACCUACUAUUCUUCCCGGAACCUCCGUAUCAAAUUCUAUUCUUUUGCCUUAAUUUUUUUUUUCGGUUUUGUCUCUGUAUGGGCAGUCCGUUUUUAGAGGAUCCCUCCUCCCGAGUAUUUCUGAAUUAGAGUUAGUACUACCCCUGAGGCUAAAUCUUACUUUCAUUUUUGUGAUUACCACCUUCUUUUGGUUAGAAGUUUUGUAUGUCUCGUUUUCGAAAAUUUUCGUAAAUAAACUCCUCCUCCUGGACUAAUCGAGUUCCUCACCCGCCCCCUAUGAUUUUGUCGUCACUCUCAGUCACUUUUCUCAGAAAGCAAAUGUACGAAGCGGAAUCCUCGCCGCGCUUCGCUUUCGGCGUCGCGGAAUAUUGCGAGUUCUGCGGGACCCAGUGGGUCAACGGCAAAUGUCUCUGUUAUUACGCCGACAAUCCUGACCGUGUUCGUCAUUCAACUUGUAGCCCUUUCACAGCUGGCUUGAGCCAAUCUUUCAAGGAUCGGUGGAUGUUCAAGGAAAGGCUCUUGCAAAGAAAAGAGAUAUUUAGUUUUUUGUGUCUCAAAACAAAGGAAAUCAUUCAAUUUAAUGGAAAUUUCUGAAAAAGUCUUUAAAGAUAUUUUUUACCUCAUAUUUUCUUUAGUAGUUUGGUGAAAACACGAUAAAGCUAGAUCUUCUUCAUUUAAUUUCGCCACAGCGUCUCUGGCUCGUCAUGUUGAGUAGCUUUGAAAGGACCAUAUUUAUUAGAUAUUCAAUGAGAACUCGAAUAAAAAAAACCAGGGCAACGGAGGCAAUUUUCAGCCGAGACCGAAAAACGCAAAUGAGACAACGCAUGAGGACGAAAUCACUUUCGACUUGAACGACUCUGUAGGGAACUCUGAGACUGCAGAAGAUGCCCUCAAUCAGGUAAUUCCAGCCUUUUUCCGUUCCUCAUAAUCAGAGUUGCAGAUGUUCCACUCGGCGACGGUGCGACGACGUCUCUCCGGAGACGCGGGACAGAGGAGACUCAACCGCGAGAAAAUCUCCAACAGUCUGAGGACGACGAACAACGCUCAGCACGCCGCCGACUACCUCCACAUGAUCAAGCGUUCCAAGUCAGACUGCAGUCGUCGCUCCUUCCUGAGCGGAAACCGUUUCAGGUCGGCUCACACGCGGCUGGUGCACCAACGUACCAACAGCAACGACUCCGCGACGGCGAGUUCUCCGCCGCGAACGCCUCCUCUGGCCAUGCCGCAGGACCACGGAGUUCUUUCCACUGUUGGGGAGCGUCUACGCAAUAUCUUUGUCCGCAAAGUUCGUUUUUUUUCCGAACAAAAAAAGCUUGGUGGAAAAAAAAGUCUAACUUUUUGUUUAAAUAAUAGAUUAAGUGGGACAGCUUUUUCUCAAUGGUGAUAAAUUAGGCUCAAAAAGCUGUCUUUGAGGCGAAAAUCGUGUGAUUAAUCUUUCAAUACCAUACUUUGGAUCCAAAAAGGAUGUUUUUCUGAGCAGAGGUUCUAUCAAAAAAAGCAUUUUCAAAUAAAAAUUAAAAAUGGACCUCAUGAUACUCCUUGAUGACUACAAAGUACAUCGGACUAUUAUUAUUUUUUUUUUGCCAUUCCCCCGACCUUUCUUCAUCUCCCUCCUAUUCCUCAGUUGGUGGGUUGCUGGUUCCGCGUGUCCCCUCUAUCUUUCCUCGACUCCUGCCUGCCUGUAUUUCCCUGUGUCAAGCAGCUGACAUCCCAAAAAGGAAGGUCCAAUACGCCAACCUUUAGAAUUGUAUCUGGAGGGAGUCUCUAGACUCUAAAGGCGGACUUUUGGAAUAAUAAUUCUGAUAUCAGAAUAGGACCUAGAUAGGACCCUAGAUCAGCUCUAGUUAUAUAUCCGUUCUUGUCUGUGUCGGCUGGUUGAAGCCGUGGUUUCCCAACGUUCCUUCGACUCCUUGUUUAGGUCUCGGCGGGUAUUGAACUUGAGACCCUUCGGGCCGUCGACAGGCACAAAACCUGAUGCGCUACGGCGCUCCGCCAUCUUUUUUCCAACAUCAAUCAAACUCAUCGGAAACAAAUCAUACGUUUUCUGUUUCAGCCGCCAGUCGCCUCACCUCUCACCAGCUCCUUCCCCUCCGAAAAGCUGCCCUCAGCGACUGCGACAAAGGACCGACUCACGCAGUCAAUGUCCUUCGACCGCAAUCGACUGACAAGUGGUCCCUACAGUGGCCUCGACACCAGGAGAAUCGAGGAAGCGGUGGGGCUUGGAUUUUUCUUUUUUUAACGAGAUCAAGCGAGAAAUUGAUGACCUAGAAACAAGAAAAUUUUUAUAAAAGACUUUUCUGAUUUCCAGGAACUGCUGCGACUACCACUACAUUCAUCUUCGGACGAAACUGAUGAGAUCGGUGAGAAGCAACUUUUUUGGAAUUAAGCUUUGAAAUGGGGUAUCGAACUAAAUUUUUUUAUGAAUAUUUAAUAUAAAAAGACCACACAUUUAGAGUUCCAAAAAAAUUGAAAGAUUUUGAUGAUUUUUUUUUUUCGUGAAACAGAAUGGUUUCGUAACAGUUUUAUGGCGUCUCUUCAGGUAGUCUAUCGCUUUCUGUUCAGUUCUUGAUUUAAAAAAAAAAUGAAAAAUGUUAACUGUAAUUGUAAUUUUUUGAAGCUUUGAAUGACUUUCUUGUUUGAUUUUCAUAGUUUUUAGAUCCUUUUAGCAUACCCUUUUGAAGCCUGAUAUUUUUUCGUGAAUAAAAACAUUUUUAUUCAAAGACAUGCACGUUGCAGGAACGAGGCCAACCCCUUGGAUGAACCAAGUAUCGCCGCCGCCACCUCUCAGCCGGAGCAUAUCUUCUACGAUUCCGCCUCCACCGCCAAGCCGCCAGAAGUCGUCAGGCUCCAUCGUGCCGACAAUCAACGGCGUCAGACUGCCUCCGCUUUCUGGAUUCCGGCGCAGGACCACCAGCGAAUCCCGACCGGAGUUCAGCGUCAUCGGCGACGAGCCAAUGCCCAGAGCAUAUCGCUCUUGA
Molecule: messenger RNA, 6615 nt
Organism: Caenorhabditis auriculariae
Lineage: Eukaryota; Metazoa; Nematoda; Chromadorea; Rhabditida; Rhabditidae
Source: the annotation of a GenBank genome assembly